Danio aesculapii is the source of this 5694-nucleotide messenger RNA. It is a transcript of the gene ugt8, whose product is annotated as UDP glycosyltransferase 8. Gene Ontology annotation, molecular function: UDP-glycosyltransferase activity. The record is from RefSeq and is a predicted model, not a curated record. Lineage: Eukaryota; Metazoa; Chordata; Actinopteri; Cypriniformes; Danionidae. Bases 254 to 1879 code for a protein of 541 amino acids. The transcript has 6 exons.
ACUCUGCCUCGGCUCGACCACUCCCUGCACUGACUGUGAAUUGAGGUUUCGCAUAUCCCGCCCUCCCCGGAGCUCUGACACACAACGCCCCAUCUCACAGCCAUUGGAAAAACCACCUCGCCUGUUGUGGCAAGCGGGUAGUUUUAACCGGCAAACACCAUUUGUGGAUAUAUGUAAAAGUGUCAGAGGCUCGGGAGAGCGAGGGGGACGUCAGUUUCACACUCAUUCGGACACCGUGUUCACCUGGACAGUCAUGAAGGCUUUUUUUGUGCUUGCCACAUUGCUGUGGUGUUUAGCGACAAGUUUAUCCUGGGCAGCCAAGAUUGUGGUAGUUCCUCCAAUCAUGUUUGAGAGCCAUCUUUAUAUCUUUAAGACUCUGGCCUCGGCUCUCCAUGCUGAGGGCCAUGACACCGUCUUCCUGGUCUCAGAGGGCCGUGAGAUCCCACCUUCCAACCAUUAUCGUCUCCAGCGCUACCCUGGGAUUUUUAAUAGCACCUCAGCUGAUGACUUCCUCCAAUCAAAAGUUCGCAACAUCUUCUCAGGACGUCUCACAGCACUGGAGCUUUUUGACAUCCUGGACCAUUAUUCUCAAAAUUGCGAUGCCGUUGUAGGAAGUACUUCUGUUAUGGAGCAGCUAAAACAUGAACAUUUUGACCUACUGCUCGUCGAUCCCAAUGAGAUGUGUGGAUUUGUCAUAGCUCACAUUCUGGGUGUCCAGUAUGCAGUAUUUAGCACAGGACUGUGGUACCCUGCUGAAGUUGGGGCACCAGCUCCCCUAUCUUAUGUUCCGGAAUUUAACUCUCUACUAACGGACCAUAUGUCGUUGUUUCAACGGGUAGCUAACACAGCAGUGUACCUAGUUUCGAGGUUUGGUGUCCAGUUCCUGGUUCUACCCAAAUAUGAUCGCAUUAUGAGGAAGUACAAUAUCCAGCCAUCUGUCUCCAUGCACGAUCUGGUUCAGAACAGUCGACUCUGGAUGCUGUGUACUGACAUGGCACUGGAGUUCCCACGACCAACUUUGCCACAUGUUGUCUAUGUAGGGGGCAUCCUCACCAAACCCCCCAGCCCAUUACCACAGGAGUUUGAAACCUGGGUGAAGGACACAGAUGAAGAUGGUUUCGUGGUGGUCUCAUUUGGUGCAGGAGUGAAGUAUUUGUCAGAUGACAUUGCUCAGAAACUCGCUGGAGCCUUGAGCCGUCUGCCCCAGAGAGUCAUCUGGAGGUUCUCUGGAGUUCCUCCAUCAAAUCUUGGCAACAAUACUAAACUAGUGGACUGGAUGCCACAGAACGACUUGCUGGGUCAAACAAACACAAGGGCCUUCUUGAGUCAUGGUGGCUUGAACAGCAUCUAUGAGGCCAUGUAUCACGGUGUGCCUGUGGUUGGUGUACCGCUGUUUGGAGAUCACUAUGACACCAUGACACGAGUUCAGGCUAAAGGCAUGGGCAUAAUGCUUGAGUGGAAGAGGAUGAGCGAGGAAGACCUUUACACUGCCAUGGUGAAUGUCAUAACAGACAAAAGGUAUCGUGAGCGAGCACAGUUGCUGUCUCAGAUUCAUAAAGAUCAGCCUGGUCAUCCAGUAAGUCGGGCGGUUUACUGGAUUAGCUACAUUCUCCGCCACCGUGGCGCAGAACACCUCCGCUCUGCAGUCUAUGAGAUCCCUACCUACCAGUACUUUUUAUUGGAUGUCGCCAUGGUGAUAGGAGUGUGCCUGCUUCUUACUGGCUAUUGCCUAUACCGAAUAGUCAAGUGCAUCCAAUCUCGACUGGGGCGUGGUUCAUCUCCAGGGGAGAAGGUGAAUGGACACUGUCAUAAUGGAAUUCCUAAUGGCAAGCACAAAAGAAAUGGCCACGUUAAAAGUAUGGAAAAGAAACUAAAGUAGAACACAUUUACGCUUCACUAAAGAGAGGAAUUAACUACUCUUCACUCAGUGCAGGGCCUAUACAGGAAAUAAAUAUAUGGGUCAAUAACGAAACAAACCAACCAUUAUAAAAACAAACUGUAAGUGGCAAGCCAAAGUAUGGACGAAUGGAAGAAAAGCAGAAAACAAAAAAGGGAAACUCCUGAGGAAGUUUUUUUUCCCUGUUGAACGGAGCUAAUGUUCAGUUGUGGUACUGAAGUUUAUCCUUGUGGAAAAAGCAACGGAUUUGAAGUUUAGCAAUUAGUGUUUUAACAAAAAGCUGUAAUGCUACGGGGCAUCAUGUUUCACUGCAUCCGAAUACAACAAAGAUCUAUUUAUAUCAAAUUAAUGCUUUUUUUUUUUUGCACACAGAGCACUGUUGAGUGUUGUGCACUUAAUAUAAUUUAUGUUCUGUAUUUAUAUCUCACGCACUCCGUCCCAACUUUGUUUUCAUAACUUUAGCAAUAACAACAAUUGGACAAGCAAGCAAAUUUGCUAGUGUUUAUAUUGUCGGCCUUACUUUACUCUUUCACUCUAUCUAGCAUGUUUUGAUAGCCUAAUUCAUAGCCUCAUUUCUUAUAGACAAAAAUCUGCACUAGCUAAUAUAGCUAGUUCUGCUAUCUAUGCUAGAACUUUUGAUGGGGAUAUCUAAACUUGAAAUCUUGCUUACAUUUACAACAAAAUCUGGGAUGCUAGGAACCAUUAUACUGGAAUGCUAACUUUCUUAGAGCAUCUUUGCCUCUUUCCCUGUUUGUUUUGUUGUUCUCAGCUUGCAUCAUUCAAUGAAUAGCGCAGUAGUUUCCCUAAAGAAGUGUGCAGGUCAGGUGGAACAUCCCUCACACAGUCCUUCUGUUGGCAGAUAUGGGUUAAAAUGAGCAAAAUUAAGUCAUUUUACUCAUUUUAUAUUUUUGUUGCUUCAUGGCUGUUUAGAUUUUGAAGUUGCAGUCUUCAGUUCAACUUUACUAGAUUUCUUUCAUUAACCAAAUCAGGAGGAACUUAGGAGGAACUUUUUUAAUGAGGGUAUACAGUAGUUUUUUAUGUGUGAGUGCCUGUGUCUCUUAAAAUGUCCCAAACAAACUACUUUUUUAUUAGAAUGUAUCAGAUGAGUGUUGUUAAAAAUACUGAAAUACUGUUUUCUGACAUCGUCCCACAAAUCUAGAAUGACCUAAAGGAUUUUGGUCCUCUACUUUUAAUCUUCAGCCAUUUUGACCACAGAAAAUUGCAUGAAAAGCAAUAUUUUGGUAACAUUUCAGUCUAACAUUUAGUUGUUAGCUUUUCACCAGAUGGUUUAAAAUGGCCAAAAAAAUUGCCAGUAAACCAUCCUGCAGUUCACAUGCUGGUUUUACAACUCAGUGUCAGACUGAACUGUUUCCAGUUAUGGUCUCAGGCUGAAAAUGUAUGAUUGUUUUAAAUGCACCACAAUGUCUGAAAUACACUUGACUCAUCAAAAUACAAAGUGGUAUGUUAUGGAGAUGUUUUUUUGAAUGACAGCAUGUUUCGUUAGGGCUUAUUUUAUUUAAAAGAUUUGAAACUGUGUACAUAUUUAGGCCAGUAGGCAUAAUUAUUUGCAUUAUGUAGAGAUUAAAGGCUUAUCCGUUUUUGAAAGUGUGUAACAGAGUGGUGCAGGCAUAAUUCAGAAGAAAAUUAGCUGUUGGUACCUUUGAGAUUUUUCUGUAGGGUUUUAUAAGGCAAUUUUCUAUUUAUGAAUUAAAUAAAGUCUAUGGUCAACAUAACUUAACAAUAUUUGAACAUUUUGUUCUAUCAAAGAAAGGCUUACUAGUAAAAAUACAUUUUAUAAAAUACACAUAAAAACAUUCAAUUCAAUUUAUGCUUGUGUCUAUAGCGCUUUUACAAUGUAGAUUGUGUGAAAGCAGCUUAACAUAGAAGUUCUAGUAAAUCAAAAAUGGUUUUCAGAGUUGAAGUUUAGUUUAGUUCAGUUCAGUGUGGUUUAAUUUUCAACGCUAAAAGUCCAAACACUGAAGAGCAAAUCUAUCAAUGCGCAGCUCCACAAGUUCCAAACCAAGCAAGCCAGUGGCGACAGGGGCGAGGAACAAAACUUAACCAAUUAGAUUAGAUUAGAUUAGAUUCAAUUUAUUGUCAUCACACAUGUACAAGUACAAGGCAACAAAAUGCAGGUAAAUGGAACCCCCCGACCGUGCACAGACAUCACAACUCCAGGGAAGACAGGUCACAGGAGGUGGAACAGGAAAUAAAAUACAAUCAGGAGAGAGAGGCAAAAAAAAACUCCCUCUCACCGUGCUCUUAAGUUAGAGCAAUGUGAGAUCAGGGAGAAGAAAAAGCCCCAGCAAUCUAGCACAAAAACACACCGACGAGACAUAACUGACAAAAGUGAAGGAAAAAAUCCUCAAGAGGGCUGUGCGAUUAAUGGAAAUCGACUCUCAAUCGCAAUUUGAAAUAUUGCGAUUAGCUAAUUGCAAGAGGCUGCGAUAUGAAAUAUAUACAUGAAUUAUUUAAUUUCCCCUGCCCAGUGGAAAUGCGUAACUGACGUCUGUGUGUGACAGUCUUACUAGCCAAUUAAGUGAGCACACUUUCGUUCUGCUCAAACAGAAUUGUGCAACGGAACUAUGCGGAAUGCCCACAAUAAAAAAACAAACAUGAUAGCGCGGACAAGUGGGAUAAUGGCGUCUGCUCCGUCAGAAGCAUUAAUAGAAAAAUUAAGAAAAAUAGCAUUGGUAAUAUGGGAAUAUUUUGGUUUCAAAGUCACAGACACCGAACAAAAACAAAACAAAACAAAACAAAACAGAAUUAAUGUCACAGAAUUAAUGCCACGGCUUACAGAUUAUUGAGCUGUAGCUUGACUACAAAAUUGAAUCGCAAGUCAAAUCGCAAUUGCAAUAUGUAAAAAAAAAAAAUCACAAUUAGAUAUUUUCCCCAAAUUGCACAGCCCUACUCGACAGAAACCAGGCUCAAUUGCAUCAUAAAUCAUGUUUUUCUUUAUUUUACUCAUAAAUUAAAACAAAACAUGGGAAUACCCAAUAGGAAAACCUCAAAAUAACAAUGGCAAAUAAUUCUUUCAGAUUUUAACUGCAGCACUCUGUACAUCAUGAAGAGCUACAUAGUUUUUUUCAAAACCACCCUGAGAAGACUAAUAAUCAAACUCAAAAUAACCUAAAUGAAAAUUCUCAUUAAAUGAAUCAAGAUAAGUCAAAAAACAAAACAAACGACUGGUUUUACCAUGAGCUUUAAGCAUUUCUUCAGCCAAGCACUAUUUUAGACUGUCCAUACUUGAAAAUAAACUGGCUGCAAUAUGGCUGCAAAUGCAUCAGAGCUAUGACUGGUGAAGCAGUGACACACACUCACACACUUUAAACAUUAUCGCUGUUUUCUAGUAGUUGUUUUUUUUCUGUAUGAUUUUCAGUAUUAAUAAUAUUAGAUGGUUAACAACAGAGGAAAAAGCUGCAGAUGGGCUCUUACCUUAAUGGCUGUGUCUGUUUGUGUGAGUAGUAAAUGACUGUAAUUUCUGUAUGCGUGUACAUUUGAAUGAGUUUGCUUGAGCCUACUUGUGUCCAGCUUUCAAUUUAUAUACUGAUCAUUUAAAACCAUUGCUCCAGUUCACUUACAGUACAUCAGUAAGUUUCUUUGUAACUCAUAGAUUCCCGUUUCCCGAUCAAUCCUUUUUAGAAUAGUUGUUAAAAGCUGCUUGCAAGAGUUCAGUCUUUAUUUUUUUUUUAUGUUUUAUUUUUUUCAUAAUUUCAUGUGUGUCUGUGUUUUCAUGUACAUAAAAAGACAAACAAAACAACUAAUGCUGAAUAAACAUUAAACAUUUUGUUUGCUUA